This is a messenger RNA of Pecten maximus, 4492 nucleotides long. Its product is annotated as sentrin-specific protease 8-like. NCBI's taxonomy places the organism in Eukaryota, Metazoa, Mollusca, Bivalvia, Pectinida, Pectinidae. Gene Ontology annotation, molecular function: deNEDDylase activity; cysteine-type peptidase activity. The transcript is spliced from 6 exons. Gene Ontology annotation, biological process: proteolysis. Bases 7 to 669 code for a protein of 220 amino acids. The record is from RefSeq and is a predicted model, not a curated record.
GUGACCAUGGCAGAUGGAGACAACGAUAUAGUCCUGAGUUUUAAUGACAGCUUAUUACGGAAAUCGGACUUGCAACUCCUUGAAGGUGAACACUGGUUAAACGAUAAACUUAUUGGAUUUUGUUUUGAAUAUUUUGAGAGAGAGAAGUUCAGCCAUUCUGCAGAUAAGCUAUGUCUUAUUAGCCCUGAUGUGACACAAUUUAUAAAGCUUUCUCCAGCCGAGGAGGUGAGGAUCUUUCUGGAACCCCUGAAUCUCAAGGUGAAGGAGUAUGUGUUUAUGCCUGUCAAUGACAACAGUAACCCUGAGGAUGCUGGUGGCACACACUGGAGUCUGUUGGUGUACAUCAGAUGUCGUCAGGAGUUCCGCCAUUAUGAUUCCUGUGGGAGUGCUAACAAGGAAAUCGCUAAGCAGUUGGCCUACAAGAUACAACCCUUUGUCUUAGCUCCUAGGGGAAGAAUGAAAGUUAUUGAAGCAGAUAGCCCCCAGCAGCAAAAUGGUUAUGACUGUGGCUUAUAUGUGAUAGCUACUGCGGAACACAAGUGUAAAGAACUGUGUGAGGGUUUCUGUGUGUCCCUAACGGACACUGUCAACAGCACUACAAUGAAAGAUAAACGACGGCAGAUCAUAGACCUCAUUCAAUGUGUUGCCUCAGAGUUUUCCGGUAGCUGACGUGGAAGAUUGACUAUAUUGCAUCUUCCAUCUGCAAAUUACCAAAUAUAAGGCUGUGUACUAAUUGUAGUACAAACAUACAAGUAAAAUCAGUGGACUGGUUAUUGAUGUGUGUGUUAUACUCAACUACAAACAGAUCUGUUGUAGACAUAAUGGUUACACUAUGUGCAGACUUAACCACAUAACUAUGAAUAUCUCUGGACACCAUAUAUGACCUCAACAAACCAGAUUUCUGAUCCUCAGAGCAUCUAUAGGUGUUAUAAUAAUAAUCCCUCAUAAUGUGCACAUGUUAUGAAAACAUGUGACUUUGUUAAUUCCAUGAAUUUUGGCUAUAACCUCUUCAUAUAUACAGAAAAGGUCAGAAGACUUGCAAAUGAGAUUAUUAUAGCUUAUGUGAAGUAGGUUCAUUUAAACUUUCAAAUGGAGUAAUACCAAAUUUAAAGGUGAUCGUGGUUCUGUUCAAAUGGAAAAUUAAGCAGUGAAAUAUUUUUUCAUGAAAUAUAGUUUUUGAUUAUUAUGCAAAAUCAGUUGGAAAUACUCCAAAGUAGUCAAAUGCUGAUGAAAUACCCGUUAGAUUGUGCAGCAGGACUGUAUCUAAUUUUAAAUGAUGAUAUAGUGAGGGGAUAAGAUUGUUGGUCUUGGGGUGUAAAGCACCUAUGAGAUAACUACCUUUUGACUUGGGAUCCCCUUAAUUUAUCAGGUUUGUAAUGAACAAAUUAUUUUAGUUUUAAUAUAUAAACAAAUGACAAUCAAGCGUAACGCAGAAAUUCACACCCCAAGAUAUACCAAAUGUUGUUGAUGUUUAAUUGUCUGACUGAUGAACUACAUAUACAUUAUCACUUCAUGUAAAUGAUCUUUUAUAAAGCAGAAUCUUAUCAACUUAGGAUUGGAAAUCAAUGAAGUAAAUUAUAUUAAGAUUUAAAGUCCAAAAGCAUCAUCCUGUGAAGAGGUUGCAAAAUUGCUCCGUAUUUAUAGCCAUUUUUAUAAUCACAUUAGAAAAUAUUUCCGACUGAGCUAACAUUCACAGGAGUUAAAGUAAAAGGUAGCCAACAUUAACUACACAGUUAAUUGGAGUAAAUUUUACAAAAUCUGAUUUUCAAUACAAACCUACAUAUUAUUUUAUGAAAGAGCUUGAAGGUACUAGAAAAUUUAUUAAUACAAACUUCUGGCAUAUUUGAAAAUCCUGCUUUUGCUUAAUUUACUGAUAGUUGGUAUCAUGUUAUUUGAUAUUUUGUCAUGAUAAACAAAUAAUAAAAUGAUAUGUUAUAUUAACCAACAUGAAACUAUGUUUCAUCAGUCUUUAGAAAUAAGCACUUUACUUAUAUGGACUUAGACCCAAAUUGAGCUGACUCCUGAUAUUGAAGUUGAUAUUAUUCAUUUUGCAGUAUUUACUAUUCCAUUGUAAACCAGGAAUGUAAAUAUCAAGUGAAAGUUCAUGUCAGUACAUGUAUGUUGUAUCUGAUGUACUUGAUAAACUUCGUCCAGUUAACCAGAUAAUUGUUUACAUUUCUACAAACUUAAUGUUAUGUAAACCUUGGUUUAGUAUAUAUAUAUGGGCGAGACCUGUGAUGUUCAUUGUUACUCAGAAGAAAUGGUGUGGCUGUGGAACUUUCAGUUUUGUUGCUAGGCUAUAAAGUAUAAUUUUCACAUUGUUAAAGCAGCACUACAAUUUAUAUAGUCAAGGGGAGAUAACACUGCUGUAGGGGAGUGUCAGUAUGGUUGUGAAAUGUAAUCAACUAGCUAUCCUUGUUAUUCGUAGCAUUACAUAUCACAGGUAAUUAGCUAUGCUCAUCCUGAUCAACUAACUUGUACAUAGCACAGCACAUAAUCACAAGAUGAACAUUUACCUGUAUGUAGAUCAAUAGUGUAUUUUAUACUGCUGGUGAAGGGUCAAGUUAUAUACAGAUAUAGGAUGCAUCAUGUGAAGGGUCUAGUUUUAUCUUACAGAUUAUUUUGGCGACAGGUAAUAGGUCAUAUUUGGUAGUAGUCUAAGGGAUGUAGUGAUCACAUGGAGUGAUUUGUUUACUACUGUAACAGUAAGUGGUAGGUUUUACUGGUGCCAGAGUGUUUACUACUGUAACAGUAAGUGGUAGGUUUUACUGGUGCCAGAGUGUUUACUACUGUAACAGUAAGUGGUAGGUUUUACUGGUGCCAGAGUUGUAGAGGACAGUUGAUGUCGCGGACAUGUUUGUCCAGAAGGCACCUAAUGAGAUGUGUUUGAACACUUUCAUUGGGAAUCUUGUGAGUGGUCUGGUUUGUGCACAUCUAGAGAUUAAUAGUAGACAUUAUAAUAGGACAAUACCCAUGUUCUAGAGGUGUUGAGGGUCAAUUAGCGGUGAUGAUUACUAAGUUAAAAUGGACUUUUGUUGAAAUUAGACAUCAUGGCUGGGUCCUAUCAAAGUUGUUGAGAAGUAUACAUGUGUUGAAGUAAAACUGACUCUGUUAUCCAAUUGUUGACAAAUGUUUGUUGGUCUGAUGUGUUAAAGAUGUUCCUAUCGAGCUAUAUAUACAUGUACUCAAGUUUCUUAUUUUUACAAUCUUUGUGUUUAGCUACACAGCAAAAUUAAUUUCCUUUCUAUUAAAUGAUUGUAUCCCUGAUGUUGACAAUAGUGUAUAUUAUUAGAAAGAAAACUUGAUUUGAAUGUGUUUUAGAUAAAUUGUUAUGUAUGUGAAAUGAAAACAGAUAUUCACAUGUAUAAUCAUUGUUCAAUUUCCUGUUAAAAUACUAUAUGAGCUGUAACAGUUGUAGUAUUGUUUAUUUUUUGCCAAUUCUGUACAGUUGAACCUGUCUGUAAAGACCACCCAAGAGGUGGCAGACAAAUGGUCACUAUAGAAAGGUUCCCUUUAUAGACAGGUUAAAAUUAUCACACCAACCAGUUUACGUGAAACAUGUAUUUGUAAAUUGAUAAGCAGAUUGACAAGUGAAUACCAUUGAAGCAAACACACCUGAUGGCCAAUAUAUACUGUUGGUAAAAUAGCAAUGUCCACAGACUAACAUAUUUUGCAAUUAAAUUCACCUUCUGUUAUUAACCCCAAAAUAUGAAACAGUUUUCCCCCCAAAAGUUUAUCAAGUUAUCACUUUUGCCAAAACUAUUUCCAGGAUAUACGUUAGAUUUAUUUAAAAUUCAGGGACUUAGAUUUUUAAAAUUUGUUUUCUAUGCUCAAGAUUUUAUUUUGUGUAUGUAUAGUGUGAUAGAAUAAGGUCAGUUUCAAUAAAUAUGAAGGUUGAACACCUUCAGACACCAAAUAGCAAUGUAAAAUUUAUACUGCCUCAGUAAUUAUGAACAUAUAUACAUAAUUAUAAGCCUGUGUUUGUUGAUUUUUCUUGCUAACUCUAAAAUGUGAUCAAACUACAUUAUUAUAUAUCGAAAAUUGGUUUCAUAUUGAAUCAUGUUGUUCUUCCUUGUAUUCUGCAAUGAAUUUUGAAUUUUAAUUUCUGCAGAAUUUCAUAGCACUUAUGAAUAGCACAAUAUGAAUUUGAAAUAGGCCUUUAAUGAUGGAUUACUUGUACUCUUUUCUAACAUGUGCCUUAUUUGUAUAUGCACGUAAAUAGUACUGCUCUUGGUACUAAUAGACUGCUGUCUUCUGUUAUAUUACCAUCUGUAUUAGAAAUCGUCUUUAUAUAAUUGGAAAAUUAUUUGAACAUGUAGUGAGAGCAUAUGAGAUCUGUUGCUACUGUCAAAAUAAAUCAUUUACAUAAUAUUGAUCAGUUCUUAAGAUUGAUAACGCUUUCAGAACUUUAAUAUUUAUUACUUUUAAUGCUGUGUGAUCACUGAAAAUAUUUGAAAAUACUGGUUAACAAUAAAUGUAUGCAAAAUUUGAA